Messenger RNA from Aphidius gifuensis, 636 nucleotides. RefSeq names its product rRNA N6-adenosine-methyltransferase METTL5 (gene Mettl5). The record is from RefSeq and is a predicted model, not a curated record. The transcript has 2 exons. The coding region runs from base 1 to 636 and encodes 211 amino acids. Lineage: Eukaryota; Metazoa; Arthropoda; Insecta; Hymenoptera; Braconidae. Gene Ontology annotation, biological process: rRNA methylation. Gene Ontology annotation, molecular function: rRNA (adenine-N6-)-methyltransferase activity; nucleic acid binding.
AUGGCAAGUUUAAGAAUGAAAGAUUUAGAACAAUAUCUUCAACAAUUAGAUAUAUUUGAAAAGCCAAAAGUUAUGCUUGAACAGUAUCCAACAUCAGCACAUAUUGCUUCACAUUUAUUAUACACAGCACAAUCACAAUUUAAUGAUAUUGAAAAUUGUUCAAUUGCUGAUUUAGGUGCUGGAUGUGGUGUAUUAUCACUUGGUGCAAAAAUGUUAAAUGCAAGUUAUGUUGUUGCUUUUGAAAUUGAUCCUGAUGCUGUUGAUAUAUUAAAAACAAAUUGUGAUGAUAUUGAAUUAUUUGUUGAUAUUGUACAAUGUGAUAUUCUACAAACUUUACCAGAUAAAUUUGAAAAAAUGUUUGACACUGUUAUUAUGAAUCCACCAUUUGGUACAAAAAAAAAUGCUGGUAUUGAUAUUAAAUUUCUUGAAAUAGCAACAAAAUUAGCUAAAAAAACAGUAUAUAGUCUUCAUAAAACAUCAACAAGAAAUUAUGUAUUAAAAAAAGCUCAAGAAUUUGGUUUUAAUGGUAAAGUUAUUGCUGAAUUACGUUAUGAUCUUCCCCAAGUUUAUAAAUUUCAUAAAAAAUCAUCAGUUGAUAUUCAAGUUGAUUUUAUAAGAUUUUCAUUUGAUAAUUAA